Thermothelomyces thermophilus ATCC 42464 is the source of this 2312-nucleotide messenger RNA. RefSeq lists its product as uncharacterized. The transcript is spliced from 3 exons. Gene Ontology annotation, molecular function: medium-chain fatty acid-CoA ligase activity. NCBI's taxonomy places the organism in Eukaryota, Fungi, Ascomycota, Sordariomycetes, Sordariales, Chaetomiaceae. Gene Ontology annotation, biological process: fatty acid metabolic process. Bases 297 to 2042 code for a protein of 581 amino acids. The record is from RefSeq and is a predicted model, not a curated record.
CGUGGCUCCCUCGCCAGUCGGUCUGGUACCGUCGCGUCCCGUCAUGGUUUCUUUUUCUUUUUUUUUUUCUGCCGGUUCGCCCCGGCUAUGCGGUUCCUAAACCCUCGCCCAACGCACUCGCUCAGUUCCUGUCCGUAGGUAGGCACCUAGGACAUUGCCCCAAACCAACAGCUCCCUCUCUCCUUUGUGUUGUAACGGCUCAAGAAACUGCAAGUCGAAACAUCCAACCAUACCUACCUCGAGCGCCGUCAGAACUCAGAACAGAGGCCCGACAUUUUCAAAGCGGUCGGUAGGCCAUGUCUGUUCAGACCCCAGCUCACCAUCCGCCCGAGGACGGCCUUGUCCUCCCUCAGCCCCAGAAACCGUCGCUCCUCUUUGGCCCGACAGACCCGCCUCUGGUAGACCUGACACUCGGGGAGCUGCUGAACCUGCAAUGCCUUCACCACGGCACGCGAGAAGGGAUCGUGAUCCCGUGGACGGGGGCGAGAUGGACCUACAACGAGCUUAACCACCACAGCCGGCUGCUGGCGGCCGCCCUGUUGGAGAUGGGCAUCGGCGUUGGCGACAGGGUGGGCAUCAUGGCAGGCAAUUGCGAACAAUACGCCGCCGUGUUCUUCGCCGCGACAAGGAUAGGCGCCAUCCUGGUGAUCCUCAACAACACGUAUACCCCGACUGAGGCGCAGUACGGCCUUGACUUUUCCGAGUGCAAAGUGUUCUUCACCACGAAGAGGAUAGGGCGGCUCGAUCAAGGGCCGCUCCUGGACCAGCUCGCGGCGCGGGCGACGGGCCCCAAAGUCGUGAUUCUGCGGGGCGACUCGGAGGGGUACACCAGCUACGGGGACUUGCUGUCGCGAGGCUCCCGCGUCGACCCGGACCGGCUCCAUCAUGCCGAGAUGAAGGUGGUUCCGCACCUCGUAUGCAACCUCCAGUUCACCAGCGGCACCACCGGCCUGCCCAAGGCGGCCAUGCUAACUCACCACAACAUCGUAAACAAUGCCCGCUUCAUUGGCGACCGGAUGCGGCUAACCCCCGCCGACGUGCUGUGCUGCCCGCCGCCGCUCUUCCACUGCUUCGGCCUGGUGCUCGGGCUGCUCGCGGUGCUGACGCACGGGGCCAAGAUCGUGUACCCGGCCGAGGUGUUCGACGCGCGGGCGACGCUGGAGGCGAUCGUGAAGGAGCAAUGCACGGCGGCGCACGGGGUGCCGGCCAUGUUCGACAGCCUGCUGGCCCUCCCGGAGGCGCGGCGCCUACGGGCGGAGGACCUGCGCCUGCGCACCGGCAUCAUCGCGGGCGCGCCGGUGCCGCGCCACCUGAUGGAGCAGCUCGUCUCGCGGCUGGGCAUGGCCGAGUUCACUUCGAGCUACGGGCUGACGGAGGCAUCGCCGACCUGCUUCAACGCCUUCACCGACGACCCCAUCAGCCUGCGCCUGACCACGGUCGGCACCCUGAUGCCGCACGCCAUGGCCAAGAUCGUGGACCGCGACGGCCAGAUCGUGCCCGUCGGCACCCGCGGCGAGCUGUGCAUCGGCGGCUACCAGCUGCAGGCCGGCUACUGGAACAACUCGGAGAAGACCAACGAGGUCAUGGUGCGCGACGAGAGCGGGGUCCUGUGGCUGCACACGGGCGACGAGGCCGUCUUUGACGAGCGCGGCUACUGCUCCAUCACCGGCCGCUUCAAGGACAUCAUCAUCCGCGGGGGCGAGAACAUCUACCCGCUCGAGAUCGAGGAGCGCCUGGUGGCCCACCCGGCCAUCGCCACCGCCGUCGUCGUCGGCCUCAAGGACGCCCACUACGGCGAGGUCGUCGGCGCCUUCCUGGGCCUGGAUCCCGCCCACGGGCACCGGCCGCGGCCGGGGGCCGAGGAGGUCAGGGAAUGGGUGCGCCGCAAGCUGGGCAAGCACAAGGCGCCCACCCACGUCUUCUGGCUCGGCGUCGACGGCGUGCCCAGCACGGUCCCCCUGACGGGGAGCGGUAAGGUGCGCAAGUUCGAGAUGGCCCGGCUGGGGAACAAGCUCCUCGAGGAGGCAAAGGCGAAGCUCUAAGAAAGAGAGAGAGAGGAGGGAGAAAGGGAGCGGGGAGAAAAGAAGCGAUGGCUGAUUAUUAAUUACCUGCCAUAUAUUCAUGAGUCGGUUCAAUUGAUUUUGGGAAACUCGAGGAAUAAAGGGCUAAGUAGCGAGGGUUUAAUUAACGUACAGACAAGUAUCUGUCAAUUCAAGAUUUUUGAUAAAUGUAGCAUAAAGCUGCUUGAUAGAGGGCGCCGAUAAUAUGCGCGCUCCUAGACGUCGUCGGGGCUCAAUGGGAUUGUAAUUUAC